Molecule: messenger RNA, 1709 nt
Organism: Dreissena polymorpha
Lineage: Eukaryota; Metazoa; Mollusca; Bivalvia; Myida; Dreissenidae
Product: gamma-2-syntrophin-like
Exons: 14
Coding region: 135-1562 (475 amino acids)
Cellular component (GO): dystrophin-associated glycoprotein complex; intracellular anatomical structure
Molecular function (GO): protein binding; structural molecule activity
Source: RefSeq, a predicted model, not a curated record
CUGCGAGGGGUACCGAAUGUCUUAUGUUUAUUUAAUUGCAACAAAUUCGGACAGCGUAACAUUCUCGAAUAACAAAAUUACAAACAAGAUAGUCAACAAAAAGUUCGCAUGAGAUAUGCGAAUACUUUCUAAAAAUGGCUUCUCCGUCUGAGGCAAAAGUUGGUUUGGCAACUUUAUGUGAUGGUCGAUCAUCAGGUGAAGUAAUUCAGUUGAAGUUAACCCCAGAAGUUCUCGUCCUACUGAGAGAAGAGUAUGUCCACAGAGAUGCACCGGCUGAAGAAAAUGGCAACAAUUCCAUUCUUGAUGUGGUGCGCACGGUGGAGGUAUGCCGGGACACCGAGGGAGGUCUGGGACUAAGCGUGAAAGGCGGCUGUGAACACAAGUUACCUGCCCUUAUCUCCCGAAUCAUACCCGACCAGGCAGCAGCCAGAACCCAGCAGCUGUUUGUAGGGGACGCUAUCUUGAAGGUCAAUGAGGAGAGCAUAGAGGGGCUCUCACAUGAUCAGGUGAUUGAGGUGCUGAAGUCGGCUGGCGACCAUGUGACCUUGACCGUGAAGUAUUUCAAGCCUGCUGCAGUCUUCCUGAACAAGUCACAUGAUGCUGAGCAUUUUAACGACAAUGAGAGGACUGCUUCUCCGCCGGGAGUCAUUUUGCCUCGAAUCGAGAAAACCUGGGUCGUGUAUUCUUCCAUUCCACUGUUGUAUGCCUAUCUGACCAGAUACAGGUCUGGCACAGAUCAACUGAGGAGCAAUGCCUUCGAGCUGGUUGGGAUUGACGGGAACACAUCCGGGGUGCUCCAGUUUGAUGACAAUCAUUCCCUCGCUGAAUGGCUGGCCGCCAUCACCAACAAUAUACACGGUCUGCUCAGUCAAAUGAUCAAAAUGAUGAACACAUUGCUGUUGCCAGAAGAACAAAUACAGUUCAUGGGUUGGAGUCAACAAAGGGGCUCCCCAGGCAAACGCACCCAACCCUGGACCCCUAAAUAUGUGGCCCUAAAGGGGCCAGAUAUAUACCUGUUUGAUGUGCCACCAAUGCAGGCUAAAGAUUGGUUCAACUGUGACACCGUCUUCCAUGUUUACGAAUGCAUGUUCAAAGUUCUGCAGGAUUCAGAACUUGUGGACGACAAGCAGCAUUGCUGUUCAAUACAGACCACAAGUCGAGAGAUGAUCUACCUCAGCUUGGAGAGUCGAGCUGAACUGCUGCAGUUAGAGAAGGCCUGGUACCGAACAAAUCACACUGCAAUCACACGAUUAAAGGUGAAGACCUUUGGAUGUACCUACCAAGGUCGACUCUCUGGACUGGCGCUAGACUUUGAUGUUGGGUUCUCACUGUAUGACAGCCAAACUAAGACGUACAUGUGGACAUACAAAUUCUCGCAAUUGAAAGGCUCAUCCGAUGAUGGGAGACAGAAAUUAAAGCUGCAUUUUUCUUCCGACAAGCCUGGCCAAGUUGAAACCAGGGAGGUGGAGUGUUCAAGCCUUCAGCUGUUACUGUUCUGUAUCCACGCGUUCCUGUCUGCCAAACUUGCCUCUGUGGACCCCACUUUCCUUGCCAACUACUGAGGCGUUCUCAUGGUGCAAUAGCAAUACAUUGCGUGAAAAUAUUGCAAAUAUGUGAUUUACUUUAUAAACCAGCAUUGCAGAUGGAAAAUAGUUCUUACAUGCCAGCAUUGCAGAUUGGUAGGAGUUCUUACAUGCCAGCAUUGCAGA